AAAAAAACAAAAAAACCUCCUUUCUUCCCUCACACCUUCCUCUGAAUCCUACUGGUCCCACCUCAUGAACCUAUCCGACACCUUCUCCUGAAGCAGGCACCACCUGCUUUGGGAGCGAUGGCUGUAGCCCCCUCCCUCUGGCCAGUGCAUGCUGAGCCUGUGUGACCCAAGCUUGCUGGGACACUUGAGGAUACCGCCGUGCCCUGCCGGGCUGACGUUCUAGGAGGAGAUAGAAGGAAACAAACAUAGAAGUCAGAAUAAGUAGGUGACGGAGCGUCGGGAGUGCUGAGCGCCAUGGGGAGUCAGACAAGGAAGGAGAGUCCAGGGCAGGUUGCCAUUUAAGCGGGGGGCGCUGGGGUCUAUCCAUGGUUCCUUCUCAGCUCAGUUGCACCAGGAUCUUGUUGAGUCAGGUCAGUUCCCCACUGCCCUCUCUCCUGCCCCAGCUGACUGCUGUUUCCAGACUUCCCUGGCCACGCUCCACAUGCCAGCUCUGCAGCCGGGCACUCUGUUCUCACGCUGUCCUCCCUGCCUGCGGGGCUCAUGCAUGGGAAGUUGCGUGGGCAGCCUUGGUGUUGGAGGGUUCAGAGCCUGCCCCCUACUCUCCAUGAGGCCCCUCUCCCAGUGCCUGAUACUCUGGGCCGACGCCCCUGAGUCCUUUCCUCCACAAGGCUUCACCCCGUCCCUGUCCUCGCUGGGCCCGCCGAGCUCGGUUUCAGCAAGAAUCCUGCUAAAUCAGUUUAUGGAGAAUUACCCACCCUUGAUAUCUGAUCCAAUUCCUCAACUCCCACCUCGAUCUCAUCACCCUGCCGGCCUCCUGCAGGAUCCCCGCUGAGCCGCUCUAGUGAGAACCCCCUACCCUCGAAGGCUCCCCUGACCAAAUUCCCAUCCGCUGACCCCUUCGAUGCCAUCAGCCCCCAGCUGUGGUUGUUGAAUUCAGAGGUGAGCUCCUCUCACCUCUCUCUUGAAUAAAGCUUUUCUCAGCAUUUUAACAAGUCCUUAGAAUAAUAUUUUCUUAACAAGCCCCUGCUCCACCCAGAAUUAUGGGUGCUGAGGGCAAAUUUUUAACCUGCUGAGAUCCAGUGGGGCAGCUGGGAAGGGGCCACGGCAGAGGGGGGGGUGUGCUUGAGGGUGGGGUCUUUGGUCUGCCCCCACCUAUGGGGAGGGACCCCACAGAGGUGUUUAAAGCCAUGGGCAAGUCGGAGGCUGGGUCCACAGACAACCCUAAGCAGCUCAUCAGCUCAGGACAGGAGGGAAGCUGGCUCAGGGCAAGAGGAUGUGGAGCUGCUGGGGGCUGCUCCUGUGCUGACACAUUAACUCCCUGAGGCCAGGGGAAAGGUGCAUGGUCACUCAUUACCAUGGUCAGUUAUGUAACCUGGGGCGUAUAUAUGAGCCCGGCUGAGGACACACUCGCCAGCCUGCACUUUGCCACCCGAGUGCCGCCCCCUCUCAGGAUGAAGGGCCCAGACCCUUCCCUGGUCUACCGACCUGACAUGGACCCAGAGGCGGCCAAAGACAAGGGCAUCUUCCGGAACUACACGUCAGGUCCCCUCCUGGACCGUGUCUUCACCACCUACAAGCUCAUGCACACACACCAGACGGUGGACUUCGUCAGGAGCAAGCAUGCCCAGUUUGGGGGCUUCUCCUACAAGAAAAUGACAGUCAUGGAGGCUGUGGACCUGCUGGACAGGCUGGUGGAUGAGUCCGAUCCAGAUGUGGACUUCCCCAACUCCUUCCAUGCCUUCCAGACAGCAGAGGGCAUCCGGAAGGCCCACCCAGACAAGGACUGGUUCCACCUUGUUGGGCUCCUACAUGACCUGGGGAAGGUCCUGGCCCUGUUCGGGGAGCCCCAGUGGGCAGUCGUUGGAGACACCUUCCCGGUCGGAUGCCGUCCCCAGGCCUCCGUGGUUUUCGGCAACUCCACCUUCCAGGACAACACUGACCUCCAGGAUCCAAGAUACAGCACAGAACUCGGAAUGUAUCAGCCCCACUGCGGGCUCGAUAGGGUCCUCAUGUCCUGGGGCCACGAUGAGUACAUGUACCAGGUGAUGAAAUUCAACAAGUUCUCACUGCCCCCGGAGGCUUUCUACAUGAUCCGGUUCCACUCCUUCUACCCCUGGCACACCGGCAAUGACUACCAGCAGCUAUGCAGCCCGAAGGACCUGGCCAUGCUACCCUGGGUGCAGGAGUUCAACAAGUUUGACCUCUACACCAAGUGCCCGGACCUGCCAGACGUGGACACGCUGCGGCCCUACUACCAGGGGCUCAUUGACAAGUACUGCCCUGGCAUCCUGAGCUGGUGACCCUCCUGCCACCCAAGCUGCUGCUGGAGCCAGGCCUGGCCCUCCGCCUGCUUGGAGAGGUCUGGCCCUGAGCAGACAGCCAACAUCAGGGUUCACCUCGGUGGGGGACCUCACUCGCCCCCUUAGGGUCACCACCCUUCAUGGCCACUUGUGCCUGGUGGCAAUAAAGACCUGGAAGGAGACUGUGCUUCUGAA
Molecule: messenger RNA, 2495 nt
Organism: Cebus imitator (Panamanian white-faced capuchin)
Lineage: Eukaryota; Metazoa; Chordata; Mammalia; Primates; Cebidae
Gene: MIOX
Product: myo-inositol oxygenase
Exons: 10
Coding region: 1356-2300 (314 amino acids)
Biological process (GO): inositol catabolic process
Cellular component (GO): cytoplasm
Molecular function (GO): inositol oxygenase activity; iron ion binding
Source: RefSeq, a predicted model, not a curated record